CAUAUCCACCCUGCUUGCCACCCUCCACCUUCAUAAAUAAAAGCUCUCCUUUGAUGCUUCCACCCAACUCAAGUGAAAAGGAGAGCAGAAUGGCACUUCUAGCUUUGUUCAUUGCUUCCCUCCUGACCUCUGCUGCCAUGGACACCACCGAGGCAGUCCAAUACAAGGCCAGCAAUAACGCCGCCGGCACCCCCGGCGGCACUCGCUUCAAUAAAGAGAUCGGUCUCGCCUACUGCCAGCAGGUGCUUGCAGCUGCCUCUUCCUUCGUGUGGUCUACCUUCAAGCAGUCGGCGGCGGACAGGAAGAAAGUCCAGCUCAUCACCCUGGUGGUCGAAACCAUGGAUGGCGUCGCAUACACGAGCAACAACGGGAUCCACGUCAGCGCCAACUACGUCGCCAGCUACUCCGGCGAUGUGAAGACGGAGAUCACCGGCGUGCUCUAUCACGAGGUGACCCAUGUCUGGCAGUGGAACGGGAAAGGCGCGGCGCCGGGAGGGCUGAUAGAAGGGAUAGCAGACUAUGUGAGGCUGAAGGCUGGGUAUGCUCCAAGCCACUGGGUUAAGCCCGGCCAGGGAGACCGGUGGGAUCAAGGGUAUGAUGUCACUGCGUAUUUCCUUGACUACUGUAACAGUCUUAAGGGUGGAUUUGUUGCCCAACUCAAUGCCAUGAUGAAGAAUGGGUACAGUGAUAACUUCUUUGUAGAGCUUCUUGGCAAAACAGUAGAUCAGCUAUGGAGUGACUAUAAGGCUAAAUAUGGAGGAGUUUGAGAUCUUGUUUGGUAAUAAUUAUAGAUUAGUAUAUAGCGUAUGAACGGAGAAGACGAUGUUGUUGGAAAAUAAGCCUGAUUUUGGAUUACAAAAGUAAAAAAAAUCGGGCUCAAUUAAUCUUGAAUUGGGUUAAUAAAGGCAUGAAUUCUAGAAGAUUUAUUUUCAAAAAUAUCUCUCUAGAAUAUGCUUAAAGUAUUAUAUGUCUAGAACUUUCUUUAGAAUAUGUUUAAAAUAUUCUGUGCCUAAAACUUUCUCUAGAAUAUGCUUGGAAUAUAUUUGGAAUGUGCAAGAAUAUUUUGUAUCUAGAACUUUCUU
Molecule: messenger RNA, 1082 nt
Organism: Elaeis guineensis (African oil palm)
Lineage: Eukaryota; Viridiplantae; Streptophyta; Magnoliopsida; Arecales; Arecaceae
Source: RefSeq, a predicted model, not a curated record